Messenger RNA from Eupeodes corollae, 2147 nucleotides. RefSeq names its product poly [ADP-ribose] polymerase tankyrase-2. The coding region runs from base 267 to 1982 and encodes 571 amino acids. The record is from RefSeq and is a predicted model, not a curated record. Gene Ontology annotation, molecular function: protein binding. Lineage: Eukaryota; Metazoa; Arthropoda; Insecta; Diptera; Syrphidae. The transcript is spliced from 4 exons.
AGUUGUAGGCCAAUUCGACAACAAUCUAGACUUUGUUCUUACCUCUGAUCCCGUUAAUUCCUCCUUCAAACCCUGCAUUCAUCCAUUCAGCUCAUUCAAACAACUAUUCCUUGAUACCAAAAAUGCGCAUGUCCUUUUAUCCGUGUCAAUUGUAUGUACUCUACUUGAACUUGUCAACGUUUAUUCCUUUUUCCACCAAACAAGAUGUAUACAAAUUUCUAGUAACAAAAGAAAAAACUAUAAAAUUUCCUUAAACAAAUGCAAAUAUGUCGAAAUUCAUAGCAGAUAUUAAUGAAAGACUUUUCUAUUAUGUAUCGACUGGUGAUCUUGAUAAUGUUAUAAAACUUCUCCUAGAAGGAGCUUGUGCAACUAAGAAAUCUUCCUGCGGGCGAACAGCUCUGGGACAGGCGGCUUUAAAAGGACAUUCGGAAGUGCUGGAAGUUUUACUUCAAUCAUGCGAAGAGGGUGACACAGUUUUUAAUUCUAGAACUGUUGCCAGAUGUUCAGAUAUGGAAAUCGACUAUACACCUGAUGGCAUGGAUAAUCUAGAAUGGGAUGACGAAAUCGAUUUCGAUAGUGAUUCUUGUACGGCAUCAGAACCAGACGAAUGUUCAUCAUUGUACCUGUAUUAUGCCAAGACUUUCGAACAAACCGGAGCAAUUCUUGUAAAUAAUAAUUACGGAUCGAAGCGGGAAGAUCCACAUUCGGUUGAUGCUUUGAGUCGUGCUCCUAUACACUAUGCGGCAGCUUAUGGUCACACUGAUUGCCUUAGUAUAUUGUUGCAACACAAAUCGCCAGUGGACAUAACCACAGCGAAGGGUAUAACUCCGUUGCAUUUAGCUGUAAAUAAUGAAGAAAUUGUUCGUCUUCUACUCAACCAUCGCGCGAAUCCGAAUAGAAAAACAUUUACAACUGGUGAAACUGCUCUGCAUAUUGCAAUUCGCCAGGGGAAUCUUCAAGUGGUGGAAUUAUUGCUCCAAUCAGGAGCUUACAUCAAUGAACCAAACAAUCGGGAGUACACACCUCUGAUGUGUGCUAUUGAAUUGGACGCCGAUGAAAUUGCAUUUAGUCUUGUAAGCAAAGGGGCCAAACUGAAUCAAGAGGACUGUAACGGUCAUACGGCACUUUAUCUUGCCGUUGCUCGAAACAAAGUCAAUCUCGCUGGGUAUCUACUGCAGCACGGAGCUCGUCUUUUAAUCUCCCACUAUCUGCUACACAAGUGCGUCAAGCAUGACUAUCACGAAAUGGCUAGACUCCUACUGGCCCACGGUGCUGGGGAUAAUUUGAAUGUGCGAGAUUUGGCUGGAUGUACGGCAAUAUUUUUGGCCAUAUUCAGUUGCAAUGCCGAGAUGUUGGAGUGUCUGUUAGAGAAUGCCAAAAGAAGAGGUGUACAACCAAUCGAUAAAAGUUCAAAUGAAAUGUACUACGCGGUUCAAUAUGCCGAAUCGGUUCAACGAUUUGGGAGAGUUGCUAGGGUUCUGUUGGCAUAUGGAGUGCCAUUGAAUAGUAGCGGGACGUCGUGUUGUACGACUCCGCUGACCAGAGCUAUUGUGCUGAAGAAACUGGAUAUUGCAGAGUUCUUGAUCAAGGAGGGUGCUGAUGUGAGCAUCAUUUGUACGGACCAUGUAGCUGAUACACUGAGAGUAGCCUUGAGGGCAUCUUACCUGAAUUUAUUGAUAUUGCUGGUCCAUGCUGGUCUCAAUAAAUCACUCUUUCAACCGGUGACACGUCACAAACCCCAUUGGAAUGCCCAGCGACAAGAUCUUGAAUCAUGGAUAACCUAUCAGUGCCGCAAUCCGUUGUCAUUGCAAAGUUUAAGUCGAAUUCAAAUAAGAAAACUUUUAAUCAAAAAUCUGGACAAACAAAUUGCCAAUACGAAUAAUCACAACGAAUCACGAUUACGUAUGCUAAUAAAACAAACCGGAAUACCGAUUCCAUUACAAAAGUACUUGGCUGAGUUUGACGAUUUACCAAGAAUUUAGCCAAGUUUAAUUUUUUGGUUUUUAAUUGUUGAUGACGAUGAUGAUGAAUGUUAACAAUUUAUAUACUAUUAGAGUUCAAAAAUGUUGAGUCAAUAAUAAAAAUAAUUAAGUAAACAAAAAUUGAGAAAAAAACACGUCAAUAAAUGCAUUUACUAGAUAAAGAAA